GAGGCGGGGUUUGGAGGCGGGUUAAAGAGCGCGCAGCAGGUUGGGCCACGCGUGUCAGAGAAGUUUCAAUGGCGUGGCAGGGACUGACGGCCGAGUUUCUGCAGGUACCCGCGGUGACGCGGGCCUACACCGCGGCCUGCGUCCUUACCACCGCUGCUGUGCAACUGGAGCUCCUCAGCCCCUUCCAGCUCUAUUUCAACCCGCACCUCGUGUUCCGGAAGUUCCAGGUCUGGAGGCUUGUCACCAACUUCCUCUUCUUCGGGCCCCUGGGAUUCAGCUUCUUCUUCAACAUGCUCUUCGUGUUCCGCUACUGCCGCAUGCUGGAGGAGGGUUCCUUCCGCGGCCGCACGGCCGACUUCGUCUUCAUGUUUCUCUUCGGGGGCGUCCUCAUGACCCUGCUGGGGCUCCUGGGCAGCCUGUUCUUCCUGGGCCAGGCCCUCACAGUCAUGCUGGUGUACAUAUGGAGCCGCCGCAACCCCCGAGUGAGGGUCAACUUCUUCGGCCUCCUCACCUUCCAGGCACCAUUCCUGCCCUGGGCACUCAUGGGUUUCUCUCUGCUGCUGGGCAACUCGAUUCUCGUGGACCUGCUGGGUGAGCCUGCCUGUGCAUCCGCCCUCCCC
This is a messenger RNA of Ailuropoda melanoleuca (giant panda), 620 nucleotides long. It is a transcript of the gene DERL3, whose product is annotated as derlin 3. The annotation marks the transcript as partial. The transcript is spliced from 5 exons. NCBI's taxonomy places the organism in Eukaryota, Metazoa, Chordata, Mammalia, Carnivora, Ursidae. The record is from RefSeq and is a predicted model, not a curated record.